This is a messenger RNA of Rotaria sp. Silwood2, 291 nucleotides long. NCBI's taxonomy places the organism in Eukaryota, Metazoa, Rotifera, Eurotatoria, Philodinida, Philodinidae. The record is from the annotation of a GenBank genome assembly.
AUGUCAAUGACGUGUACUGCUUCAUUUUUCACUGUUGAUAUUAAUGCUGAUUGGCAACUAGCACCUGAUUUAUUGUUAAUAUUAACAUCAAAAAGUUAUCUAGAUCACAUUUUCGAAAGCAAUCAACAAUCAAUACAAAAUGUUCCACAUGCUUUAACAACGGAUGAAGUUAUCAAGUUACAGCAAUUUUUUAUGUUUGUAGCUAUAGGUAAUUUAGCUUCUACAAUAGGUUCCAAUGUCACCUGUUCACAAUUCAAUUCGAUUAUUAAUACAAAGAAAAUUAUUCAAUAA